GGGACUAAUUUCCAGACCUCCACUUGGGUCUGGGUAAACAGCACCGCCCCGAUGGUUGUUUGUUUUAAGUGUGGAACGAUCCGUCGCACAGCGCCGGGCUCGAUUGACACUGUCUGCUGAUCUGCUACUGCGGAUUGCUCAGAAUAACAAGGCUGCUCGCUAAUUCCCGUCUAUCGGGGCUUUCGCCGAAACACCGAGAGAGUAGGGUCCAAAAAAAAAAAAAAUCCAACAGGGCAGGCAAGAACGCCGCGCCACCGUUGUCCGCACCCCAGAAUGGCUUCAGGAGAUCUUUACGAGGUGGAGCGGAUUGUGGACAAGAGGCGAAACAAGAAGGGCAAGUGGGAGUACCUGAUCAGAUGGAAAGGUUAUGGGCGUAAGGAGGACACCUGGGAACCGGAGCAUCACCUGAUGCACUGCGAGGAAUUCAUCGACCAGUUCAACAGCUCAAGAUGGCAUUCACACAAACGACCUAAGAUCCCAAAAAACCACGGGGAGCCCCUCACAGCCAGCCAACAUUCAGCUACAGAAAACUCCCGGGCGCGGUCUGAAGCCCGUAAGAAGAAAAGGACUAGUGGUCCAGCUGUGGGGAUGAGAGUUGGACCCGUUUUAGGAAUUGGAAGUGGAGGGUCGGGACUCGCUCAUAAACAGAAGAAAGUAGGUGCUGGUGCUGGGAAACCUCCUUUAGGGGAGAGAAUGAGCAAAGCCAUGACAUACAAGGCUCAUCCAUCAAGUGGGCCUCACUGUGUUGCCCUAUUGAGGGUUCCUCAUAAUGGACUUCAGAACGGAGAGAUGGAGCCUCUUGUGUAUAGUACGGCACCAAGGUCACAUAGACUGCCGUCAGAUAGGGGGGAAACAGAACUAGGACAAAGAGAUACCACUGGAUCACAGUUCACUACUGAACUAGGCUCCUCUCUCACCAAUGGGAAGAUGCAUUUGCACAGCUCAGUAAAGAGGAAGUUGGCGGAGGAGAAAGGCUACGUGUUUGACAAGCGGCUCAGGUAUAACGUGCGACAGAACGAGAGCAACUGUCGAUUCAGAGACAUUGUGGUCAGGAAGGAGGAGGGCUUUACGCAUGUCCUGCUCUCCAGCCAAACCACUGACAACAAUGCUCUAACACCAGAGAUCAUGAAGGAAGUCUGUCGAGCUUUGGGGAAUGCUGCUGCUGACGACAGUAAGCUGUUACUCCUCAGCUCUGUGGGGACAGUUUUCUGCAGUGGCCUGGAGCCCUCCUACCUCAUAGGGCGUUUGUCCACCGACCGCAGAAAAGAGAGCAGCCGAAUCGCCGAAGCUGUACGGGACUUUGUGUUGGCGUUUAUCCACUUCAAGAAGCCGAUUGUUGUGGCAAUAAACGGGCCCGCUUUGGGUUUGGGGGCAUCCAUCCUGCCUUUGUGUGACGUAGUGUGGGCUAGUGAGAGAGCGUGGUUCCAAACACCAUGUGCAGCCCUCCACCUCACCCCCUCUGGAUGCUCCUCUUACACCUUUCCUCAGAUUCUAGGUGUAGCUUUGGCCAAUGAGAUGCUUUUCUGUGGAAGGAAACUCACAGCACAAGAAGCAUGUAGUCGAGGUCUGGUAUCACAGGUUUUCUGGCCAACCACAUUUAACCAAGAGGUGAUGCUACGCGUUAAGGAAAUGGCAUCAUGCAAUGCUUUGGUUUUAGAAGAGUCUAAAUGCUUGGUGAGAAGCAUCCUCAUCUCAGUGCUAGAAGAAGUGAAUGAGAAAGAGUGCCAGAUGCUGAAGCAGCUGUGGUGUUCAACCAAAGGACUGGAGGCGCUCUUCAGCUACGUGCACAAUAAGAACAGUGAAAAGUAACCAUGCGGAGUCUGAAGGACGAAUCCGGUUGACGUGGGUCUGAGGCUGCCUCAGCAGGGAUGAUCGAGAAGAGGAUGCUGGGAUUUUCCAACUCUACUGAGGGUCUUUGAUUCACUCCGUCAGAGAAGAGUUUCUGGACUUUUGUCUACUUGUCUCUAAAAACAAAAUAAAUCCCAUCAUCAUCAUCAUCAUCUUUUGUACUAGGGCUUCUUUUUGGACCCUCUGUGUAAUAACGUCCACGUUCUUUAUGUAGCAGUCGGGGCCUGGUGUACAUCACUUAGAAGCAGAGGGACUGUCGCAGAGUAAUCUCACUGCAGAUGAUAAAUAAAUCAUAUAUGUUAUUAAUAUAUUCAUAUAUUUAUUUCAGAUGUAUAACUUAGCUGCUUUCUGUAUUUGAGCUGCAUUUUUUGUUUUUUUUUUAUUUUGCUCACUUAUGUCUUGAGUUGAAGGGUAAACCAAAGUCUGGUUAAGCAGUCUGUUUGGUUUUUGACAUGCACUUGCACAUUCACUCUCAUGUAUGAAAUCUAAAAAAAACCCUAUCGCUGCUAGUAAAUCAGUCCGAGGGAUUGUUCAAGAGUAGAGGUCAAGAAGUACCACAAUUUAAUAAAAAUCAUUAAAAGAAGACUAGAUGAACUAAAUGUGGAUGUGUAUAAGUACCAGCAAAUAGACCACAAUGAUUGAUACCUCUCAGAAAUGUCGAGUUAAAGUUAUUUUCAUUCAAUCAGGCAAAUGGAAGCAUGCAUUUAUUUAUUUUUCUAACAAAAAACGGCACAGUCCAGUUUUACUUAGACCAUUUUCAAACAGCAAAAUAUUAUUUGGUAUAGCAGCAAUUAAAUUCUUUUUUUUUUUAACUGCUGACCAGCUUUUUUUUUAUGUUUUCACUGGUAUUUUAACAAAUUUUUAUUGCAAUGAGCUGCAAGUCUGAAGUUGGAAAGCCUCCAUCCCAUCUGUGCCCUUCUCCUUAGUGCCCUCCACAGUCUUUCUCAAAGAUUACUUCCAAUCAGAAGAAACUUGGUAAAAUUAAAACAUUACUUGAAAUUUAAUUCUGCCUCAGGUAUAAAUGAGUUUAGUUGUGCAAAGUAAUCUUUAGUCAACAUGUCUUCUUUCUUCUUUUCGGAUUGUAUAAUCAGAUUGUUUGAUUUGUAUAUAAUCAAACAAUUAUAUACAAAUUAUAGUUGUUUGAAACGAUAUCUACCAAAUUUUACCAAAUUUUUAUGAAUUUGAGAAAGUAACGAUAAAUAACACUAAUUUGUCCAAUUCCCUGAUAGCUGCACUUACUGCAUCACACUCCAAUAAAUUAUUUGUGGUGUUGGAAUUAUCAGUUAAUCUAAAUAGUGUGGGUUAUUGGGGAGAUGUGAAAGGUUUUUAAUUGCUUGACACUCAAUAACUAAAGUAUUUUUUUAGGAUGGAUAAAAAUAAUAAUAAAAUAAUAAUAAUGAUAAUUUUUUUAAAAAAAAGCUUUGUCUUAGGAUGUCAGUAAAAAUGUCAAAAUUCAACAUUUGUCACUUGAGCCAGCCUGGUCCUGAUCUGCAUGUAACAAUGGAGGAUUUAAUUGAAUCUGAUAUUUUGCUAAAUGUAUUAUAUUAAGGGAUCUAUUUUGCUUCACCAAAGUGUAUAUGUAUGUAGGUCUGUGUAAGUCGUUUAGUAAGAGAUGUCAAUAAUUUUACAGUGAAGAGGUAUUUGCAUGUAAUAUAUUGUAUUGUACGUACUUCAGGGUAUGUUUUUGUAGCAUUGUAAUUAUUUUUGUAUUUAUUUUAGAUAAUAAUUAAGGUGGUGAAGUGUCAUGUGGCUUCCCUUUGCUUUCAGUAGCACUGCGGCACUUUUCAUCCGUCUUAGCCUAACUUAUAUGCCCCAGAGGUUACCCUUGGAUAAAUUCAGAGUAAAAACUGAUUUUAAAAAGUUUUUGUGUUGAUUACUUUUAUUGUAAUUGAUCAGAUGAAAGUCAAUUUCUCAUCUUUUGUGUUUUGCUGAGACCUAUGGAUGAGAAUGAGGUUUGCUGGAUUUUAAACAUAAAACUGUGUUAUUUAAUGGCAUAAAACUGGUUUGGUUUUUUGGUCAUUUAUUGAAGGGAAUUAUGCAAGAUUUCAUAAAGAUUUUUGUUUUUUUACCAAAUGACAAAAGCUAAAUUUAAAUUUUUAAUCAAAGCGAGGAACAUCACAGAACAAGGAAAUUUUCCCAGAAUUUGUUUUAACAAGUAAUUCCUGGGAGUUUGUAAUCACUAUGUAUGCCUGUAAAUAUAAGAUGACAGAAUAUGAUAAGUUGAUUGCUCUGAGAUUAAGUAAGCAGGACCCUCAUGCUGUGACUACUGUGUCAGUGAAUGCAAAUCACUACAUUCUGGUGACUCUAAAAUGAGGUUUUAUAUAUUUAUUUCUUUAUUUAUUUUGUUUUAUAAAUGUAUCCAAACUUGUCCAUUUAGACACAUUUUUAACAUGACUUCAGAUCUAAAUGUUCUUGUUUAAACUGCUUGAUAAUUGAAGACAAUCGUUUGUUACUUUUGCCCCAUUGCUGAUCAUAAAUGACCAUAUUCCCA
Messenger RNA from Xiphophorus couchianus (Monterrey platyfish), 4339 nucleotides. RefSeq names its product chromodomain Y-like protein 2. The transcript is spliced from 7 exons. NCBI's taxonomy places the organism in Eukaryota, Metazoa, Chordata, Actinopteri, Cyprinodontiformes, Poeciliidae. The coding region runs from base 274 to 1809 and encodes 511 amino acids. Gene Ontology annotation, cellular component: nucleus. The record is from RefSeq and is a predicted model, not a curated record. Gene Ontology annotation, molecular function: transcription corepressor activity.